AUAGUAAUCGUGACAAAAUUUAAGUUACACACUAUUCAUUAUUACGAAUACUGUGGCAACGCUCAUUUAAAAUAAAUAUUUCACAACGCUUUUAAAACUGUCUUGUAAUACAAUAUAAAAUGUAAACAAUGUCAUAUGGAUAUGAGAAGAUUUGUUUUGGCGCCAAUAUAUAAACCAAAAUCGGUGGAGUAUCUGCACUCAACAAAAACAUAACAAUCAGAAGAUGGAUGAAUCUGAUAUAAAAGUUGAAGAAAACGAUACAGGCCUUUACGUACGAACACUGGAAGAUGUAAAAUUGAUAACGAAGCAUGCAAAACUUGAUGAGCGAAGUCUUACUCAAGUAACACAGGCGCUCUACUAUCCAUCAGCCGACAUUUUAGCAGACAACAUUAAACUACUUGAGUUGGAUGAGCAUUUGUUGCAGGAAAUACGUCUUGGUCACAAGCUCAAAUUCAAAGGUGGGCUCAAUGAAGAUGUGGUAUUGUGCACAGAAGAAAAAACUUACGAUAUUAAAGGUGCAGAAAUUUCAAACAGUCUCCUGUUGGUACCGGAUUUAAAAUUUGCCGCCGCAACAAGUACUUGUCCGCUAAAAAGUCCUCGCACGAGAAAUGUUUCAUUGGAGCGAAGCCUAAACAGCAGCACAGAAGAUGAGCCGACUAUAGAACGUGUGCUCGAGCAGCAUAAAAUAUUGCGCAUAUUUCAUGAAUAUUUGGAAUGUCGUGAGAUUCAUCCACGUUUUCGCAAAAUGGGAGAACUACUGCAAUUGACACGGUUUUCGGGUCCGGAGAAUGAAGAGUAUAUAGAACAGAAACUGCUGUUCAGCUAUGAGCAACUCUUAGACACAAUACAGUGUAGCGAGAAGCAAUUUACAGAGGGUCUAAGAAUUUAUAGAGUCGUCGAGUACAACGGCUAUAUGCGAGUGUUGGAGUGUGAUUACGAGUUUCGUAUUGUGAACCUUAUGGUGAAUCUAAUAGAGGAAAACUCGUGGUCAUUAGAUGAAAUUGAAAGGGAUGAAACGAUUGAAGCUUUGAACGGUAUUGCACCGAGACAGAUUGUUGAGGGUUUAUUUAAUUUAUACACGACACCAACUACAGAUAAGCCAGGCAAAUACACAUACAUUGAAGAACUGGUAGCUCGUAUUGUAGCGCAAAAUAUAUUAAGGCCUGGUCUCAAGUUUCGCUUAGAAGAAUUUCUUAGUGCAUGGCAAGAAGCCUUGCCGGAUGGCAUCAAAUGUGAUAAAAAAUAUCUCAGAGCCUUGGGUAUAAUCUGUCGCGAGGGUGUCACAACGAGUGUCCGCUCACUUGUGGAAGAAAUUUUACCUACAAACAUACACGACCGCUUAAAAAUUUUGUUUAAAACUAAAACCAAAUGGACACUUGAUGAAAUUGAACCGUAUAUGGAGUUCUUCACUACUCCCACACUGACCGUUACUACAUUAUUGGCCAAGUAUGCGCGAUCACUGAUGGAAAAAGGAAUACGUCACUACGUGUCGAAGCACUAAACUGGAAACAGUGUAGAAUUUUCUUUGUUUGGACAUACUUUUUAUUUACAACUAAUUUAUUAUUUUUU
Teleopsis dalmanni is the source of this 1569-nucleotide messenger RNA. Its product is annotated as sister chromatid cohesion protein DCC1-like. The transcript is spliced from 5 exons. The record is from RefSeq and is a predicted model, not a curated record. Gene Ontology annotation, cellular component: nucleus; Ctf18 RFC-like complex; chromatin. Gene Ontology annotation, biological process: mitotic sister chromatid cohesion; maintenance of mitotic sister chromatid cohesion. Bases 224 to 1501 code for a protein of 425 amino acids. NCBI's taxonomy places the organism in Eukaryota, Metazoa, Arthropoda, Insecta, Diptera, Diopsidae.